This is a messenger RNA of Lethenteron reissneri (Far Eastern brook lamprey), 387 nucleotides long. It is a transcript of the gene RPL38, whose product is annotated as ribosomal protein L38. Gene Ontology annotation, biological process: translation; protein-RNA complex assembly. Gene Ontology annotation, cellular component: ribosome; cytosolic large ribosomal subunit. Gene Ontology annotation, molecular function: structural constituent of ribosome. The record is from RefSeq and is a predicted model, not a curated record. NCBI's taxonomy places the organism in Eukaryota, Metazoa, Chordata, Hyperoartia, Petromyzontiformes, Petromyzontidae.
AAGGGGGAUUGUGGGUAGCCGCUGCCUUUUCCGGCGAGGAGCAAGAGGGAGGAAGUUGCGGCCUAGCUUGAUCCAAGCGGCAACAGAAGAAGUGCACAGCCAUGCCUCGCCAAAUUGAGGAGAUCAAGGAGUUCCUCCUCAAGGCACGGAGAAAGGAUGCCAAAUCCGUGAAGAUCAAGAAGAACAAAGAAAACUACAAGUUCAAGCUGCGCUGCUCACGCUUCCUCUACACCCUGGUGAUCAUGGACCAGGAGAAGGCCGACAAGAUCAAGCAGUCACUCCCACCGGGUCUGGAGGUGAAGGAGCUCAAGUAGCAACAGCAGCCGCUGCUGCUGAUGUCGCUGUCCUUCUGUUCGUUAUUCAAAUAAAAUCCCACCGUGAGAAAGA